Molecule: messenger RNA, 6210 nt
Organism: Macrosteles quadrilineatus (aster leafhopper)
Lineage: Eukaryota; Metazoa; Arthropoda; Insecta; Hemiptera; Cicadellidae
Product: ras-related protein Rab-31-like
Exons: 5
Coding region: 144-800 (218 amino acids)
Molecular function (GO): GTP binding; GTPase activity
Source: RefSeq, a predicted model, not a curated record
UCUGUCAACAACGCUUAGGUUAAGUUUGUUAUGUAAAUUCAUUUCAAUAUAAAUACAAUUAUUGUUUGCAAUAUAACAAAUUUCAAACCAGUGAUGUAUGGAUUUUAAUUUAAAUCUUUAUUGAAGUAAUUGAGGAAGAAGCAAUGAAGACAAUAGAAGGAAAAGUCGUGGUUUUGGGAUCUCAAGGUGUUGGCAAAACUAGCAUGGUUGUUCGGUACAUUGGGAAGAUGUUCAGCCAUCAUAUAAGUCCUACUAUUGGGGCAUCGUUCUUCACUUGUAAGAUAAAUAUUGAAGACACAAGGAUAAAAUUACAGGUUUGGGACACAGCCGGGCAAGAAAGGUUCCGAUCCAUGGCUCCAAUGUAUUAUCGUAAUGCCAAUGCAGCCAUUUUAGUUUUUGACAUUACACAUUACUACACGUUUACAUCAAUCAAAUCCUGGGUCAAAGAACUCCAAAGGAAUGUGGACGAGCCAUUGGUUCUGUGUAUUGUAGGCAACAAAACAGACUUGGAACAUCAACGUAAAGUAACAAAGGAAGAAGCCAUGCAGUAUUCUCAGUCUAUUGGAGGAACGUACUUUGAGGUGUCAGCACUUAAUGAUCUAGGAAUAGAAGAUGUGUUUCUUAACACUGCUAUGGGUUUGAUCAACCUCAGUAAAGACUCCUUAGUGACUAGCCUAAGGGUGUACGACUCCAAUGAUCGGCCUGAGCCUAACAGUGGUAGAGGUUACGGUACAACCACUAUCUCAGCCCAAGACCACGUAGCUCAUGCCGAGACAGCAAAGUCACCAUUGUGUUGCUGAACCAAGCGAAUCUCCUCUUCUUAUCAUUUGACAUGCUGAUUCGUUGGUCCGCUUAUUCUAAGGUAUUUCGUGAAUUUUGACCAGACUUUCGGAUAGAGAAAUCUGUAUUUAUAUACUAUUCGGAGAAGUUGUUUGGUUGUUUGGUAGGAGAAACAAAAAUGUCUGACUCUAAUUGCCCCAAUCUCUUCCAUAUUGAGUUUGACCAAUUACAAAACUCAGUUUUGUGGUUUGAAAAGAAAAUGGUCAUAAAAUAGAAGGCUAGAAUUAUCUACAAUAAUGUGAUAAGUGCAAUUAUAAUGUAUAGUUUGGUUAGUUUUAUUACUCAUUAAUUGUUCUCUUUCAUACCUUGUGGAUCAAUUAUUCAGAUGGUGAAAAUGAACGAAAUCUUAUUGUUACUGUGUAAUCUCUGUGAGUCUGCAAGAUCUUUGUUGAGUCGAGAUCAAACCGAUUUGUUCACACUUAGUCUACUAGCCAUUCAAUUAACCUUACAAUUCAAUAUCUACAUUGUUACUUUAUUUAUACUUUAUCUGUGAUUUUGUACAUGGCGUUAGCUACACUGUUAGAUUUGCUGUAGUGUUGAGAAUUUUAUAUCAUCUAUUUUUAUUUUUUUAUGAAUGAUCUGACAAUUUUACCCUCGGUAAGAAAGACUUAAUUAUCUUGAAAUUGUGUUUGUCAAAGGAUAUAUUACUAGGCCUAUGUAGUUUAUUGAUUUUUUAAAGAGAUUUAUUUUUUUAUGAGGUGAAAUGUUUGGAGGUUUAACAUUCUCGAAGAACCCAGCGUACCGGUACUUAUAAGAAUAAGCGCCUACUCUGUCAAAGCAUUCUACUUAAUUCUAGUUUUUUUUUUGGUUUGCUUUAAAAUAAAUUGAUUGCUUUAUUCUGUUUGUUUAAAGCAUCACAUGUGAUGAAAUAUACAUUGUUAAUUGAACAAAACUAUUUUAUCAGGUUAACAAAAAACACUUUUACUUAAAGUCAUUCCUAUCGCAGUACUUAUAAGAAUGUUUUAUACUGUAAAGUCAUGUGCCUUAGUUUAGUAAUUUUGUAAAGUUUUAUGGAUGAAAUCUUGAUAUUGAAUCUUAUAUAUUACAGUUAAAGAUAUUAUUAACAUUUUAUGACAAGUAAAAUAAGUGAAUUUUGUUUGUAAAUAAAUAGCAAUAGUAUAUUUUGUAUUUCAUACUUAGCUGUAGAUAAUUUAUUUACAGAUUUAAAUAGACAACAUUUUAGAUUUUUUUUAAGCAUGGCUUCGACUGUGACACUUAAUAUCACUAUUGUUGAGCUGGUCUUAGGCACGUGUGGAACACAUUUUUGUCGUACUUCAUAAGCUGUGGCUGAGCAUUAUGUAUAUUCAUUUGUCAAUUUAAAAAUUGCAAGCGUAGAUACACUUGCAAUGACCUCAAUCGAAUACAUGAUAUUGAAUCAAAAUUUUGUGAAGUCAAUAAUGGGUGUCCAGCCGACCUAUAAUCGGGAAAAUAGGAAAUUGUUUGUGAAUUCUUAUGAACUGCUAGAAAAAGUCUGUGUUUAUACAUACAUUUUGUAUUGGACUAGGAAAAUUUAGAUUUGGAAUAAUUUGCUAUUGACGUCAGUCAAUAAUGUUGACGUUUUGGAAAAAAAAACGCAAGUUGCCAGGAUUAUAAGAAAUUAUAUAAUUUUGGCUGUGAUUGCUAACGAUUAUCUCGGUUGUUGCCUCGAUCAUGAGAUAUCUUAAAAAUAGUUACCAUAAUCAAUGGAGAUAAUCACAAAUGUUGCCGAAAUUGCGGGAAUUUAUCAUGGGUGUUGAUUGCACAAGAUGCUCUUAACGUUGCUUCUAUUAUGGCAUUAAGACUUUUGAAAGUCAAUUUUAAAUUUAGAACUGGUUCAAAACAAAGUAAAUAACAUUGAUUUUAUUAUCAUCAUCGAAUAAGAUAGGGACACCACCUAGGUGUGUAUUUUUCAUUAACCAGGACCAUUUAUUAACACGUACGGCUAUCGCAAGCCUCACGCGGCCGGGUCAGUACUGACCCAAAACCCACACUGCAGUGCAUCAAUCUGUUGCUCAGUGUGAGCCUAGCUUCGGUCGAAGCUAUACCACGUUAGAGUGUAGUGCGUGACUGUUAGUUGUGGUGUAGGUUGGUAGUAAAUUUUCCCGCAAAAUCCCUGUUUGGCAAGAAAUUGACUGUUGGCUUAGAAAUAUACUAGUUGUGUUGUCUUUCUCCCUCCAAUCGGCAAUACAAUGGGACCGGCUAUGUUCCAAGCAGUGCUGCUAUCUGUGGCUGUUUUAGCGAACUACGUUGACUUGUCGUAACGCAGUACAUCACCACACAUAAUUUGCUAUUCAUCAGACCGAAAUUUGUAAGCCAAUCGCCCGGCAAUCGAGCUUGCUCGACGCUGUGCCACACCAGGGAUAUGCCCGCCAUUGAUGGGCCGCAGCGAACGCGUUAAAAGCUUAGUGAUCAAGGGCAGCUGGGCCCAGUUUCAAACCAUCUAGGAUAAAUUGUAGGUACACUUAAGCUAAGAUAUGAGUGGUAUUGACUAUUAUUGAAAUGUGUUAUUUCUGAACCGCCAAGCUUUAAAUAUUUUAUAAACAAAGUGCCAAAAGACUCAAGUUAGCCAACAAAUCAAAUCAGGGCCAUUUGUUGAUAAAGUUGAAUAUUGUUACAUUAUCAGAUCACAGUUUAAGUCUUUUUCUAAAUAACAUUGGAAUCAUAAAAUAUACGAAGGCUGUCCAUAAAUUAAGGUAUCCACCACGUUCCCUUCAAAUCUAAGCAAUCUAGUUGAAAUGAGGUCAAAGUCGUGUUUCUUGAAGUCCAUUGACAGUUAACAGAGGAGUUUGGAUGAGGUCUUAGACAUUUGCACAACGUUUGAAUCAGUGGUUGAAAUUAAGGGAAUUUUGUGUGUUGUGAAAGAAUGAGAAAGAUUGUCAAACCAAUAACACAGUAUAAGACCAUAAAAGGACUAUGUCAGCCCUGGGAGUCUGGAACACACCGGUCAGCAAGUAAAGUUUCCUCAAAUUUAAUCACUGUAUCGAUGGAAACCGACAGUUGCUGUCAACUCCCUAAUCCACUUUGCAUUUUUUGUUUUGUUAAAACACUUUUCUGCAUGUGCAUAUGUAAACGGGCAACCCGGCGACCGUAAUCAACGAGGAUUGGCCUUUCCUACGGACACCAAAUGACAGUGAUUGGUACUUGGUGGGCAUGUAAAUUUUCUUUGAAUAUGUUUUUAAAUACUAUAACAAAACACAAUCAUCCCAUAGAUAGAAAUUGGUUAGAAUAGAAGUAGACGAAGCAAGGAACAUGAUGAUGGUCACAGGUUUCGACUAGCUUGCCUGGCUUGUCGAUCUUGACCUUAUUUUAUAGACAACCGUCGUAUAUAUUUAUAUAUAUUAUAUUUACAGCGGAAUCUAUAUGUAUCUGCUGUUAUUGAAUGAAAAUGUAAAAAAACUUUUGUCAGGAAUUAGAAAUACCUAGAUAUACUUUUCUUUAGAAUCCUAUUUUAAAUUGAUGUAUUUUUGUAACUUUACUUGUUUCCCUCCAAAUGAUAUUUACAAUAUUCAUGACAAUGGGUUUUUGAUAUUCCAUUACUUGAUUGUUUUGUGCCAAUCUCGCAAACCUAGCGGACCAAAUUGUUGUAUUUAUAAGUUUGAUUUUACUCUUUUAGAGCAAUGUAUUUUUAAAUAUGACCUCACCUCUUUAUAGAUCUUGUUUUGUAAAUAUAUAAGUCACCAAAAUAUUUCAAAUAGUGUUUUAUAUUGCAAAAUGAAUUAAUUUAAUUUGUGCCUUGAAUGCUGCCUUGAAAAGUAUUUUUUAGCUUUUGUAAGCAUAUUUCUUAGUAAUCCUAAACCUACUUAAAAUAAACUUUAUAUAGCCUAUGUGAUGUGGAAACUGAAAACGUACCUCUUGUCAGCUAAGUAAAAUUUUCAGUACGACCAAUAUAGGGGAUGAAGAUAAAAAAUAUUGAAGCUCGAGUUUUUAUCAACUUCUAUAAGUUACCUCAUUUAUCAUUGAACUUGCUAGUAUUGGUUAAAAUAUUGAAUUGAAGUUGUAAAAGGAUGUAAUAAAUAAUUUUGUUAACCUCUGCACGGUCUGAGAAAAGGUACCUCUUGUUGCUCAAUGUUAUCUCGCCAUAACGACAAGAGGUCUCUAAUAUUCACUUUAUAAACAGACUUUAGUCCAAAAAAUAACUUCCCUUCAUUCUAGGGGAAAUUUAGAUAACCAAAAUAAAGUUCAGUUUAAGGAGAGCAAAAUAUCUCACAAAUGUUGCGGUCCCGUCCAGAGGUAGGUACCUUUUUUUACGUUAUGGAGAAAAAGUAUAGGGCUGAUAAAAGGGUAUCUUUUCUGAAAGUAAAUUUUUCAACAUGCUUUGAUAAAACAAUUAUUUUCAUGAAAACUACGGUGAGUUGAAACAAAAAUUUGUAUUGCCUUAAAAGUGGACAUAUGACCCUUUUUCCUAACAAAAUUUCAAAGUCCUAUAACUUAAACAACAACAAAAUCAUAAAUUCAUGGGACUUGCACCAAGUGAUUUGGAAGUUAAUAAGGAAUUAAAAAUAUACAAACUGAAAAUACAAAAUUACCUUUUCCCUUUCCACAUAGUUUAUUUUUAAUAUUGGCAGUUUACUUAUUUCUUGUAUUAGUUUAUUCUUGUCCAUACUUUAAGCUGCGUUGUUUGUGUCACACAAAUGAUUGUGUGCACUAAAACAGAACUGUUGUAUAUUUGUGAAUAGUUUUCUGAAAUAUUUCAAUAAAAGUGUGACCAACCUAAAAAUAGUAAGAUACGGUAAUACAUAUACUGCAAUAAAAACAUAUUUACCCUAUGACAUAUUAUGUGUAUGUUUGUUUUAGCUGUAGUGCAAUACAAUUUUACAUAGAUUCCAAAUAUUAGUUAAAAUAGUAUUAUUUUAAUUACGGUACUAAUAAUAACUAACCCUGAGGAAUAUUUUUUGGAUAGAUAUUUUGUUCAGUUGCAAAAGUGUAGGCUACAUUGUUAUAUACUUGGAAAACAUGUCUUCCUCAUUUGUUAAAUAGCAAUAGUUAACCAAAAAGUGUUAUUAACACUCUAAUUUCAAACUUAUUGUCUAACUGUGAUACAAAAAUAGUUCAAAUGGUACAGUAAAGCUUGUAGUGUUUUUAAGCGAUAAUAUUCGUCAAAACAAACAAACGUAAUACGUUUAAGUAGUUUGGAUACUGUAAUUAAACUUGUAGUUUCACAGGAAUAGUCCACCCUAUAUCAAUAGCCUACUGUAGUAAGAAUGACAUUGAGUACCAAUUCAACCACUCAAUAUAGGUUUCUUGAAUCUUUAAAUACUAAAAAGCUUGUUUUUGUACAGUAGGCCUACACACCAGUCAUUUCUAUCGUUACUCUUUAUUUUUGUUGUUAAAGAAUACAAUUUUAGCAGUGACUAUCAGUAUUAAACUGAAUAAAAUUAAAACCCCCUUGAA